This is a messenger RNA of Pipistrellus kuhlii (Kuhl's pipistrelle), 2092 nucleotides long. It is a transcript of the gene TBX5, whose product is annotated as T-box transcription factor 5. Gene Ontology annotation, cellular component: nucleus. Gene Ontology annotation, biological process: pattern specification process; cell fate specification; positive regulation of DNA-templated transcription. The record is from RefSeq and is a predicted model, not a curated record. Bases 276 to 1835 code for a protein of 519 amino acids. The transcript has 9 exons. Gene Ontology annotation, molecular function: DNA-binding transcription factor activity, RNA polymerase II-specific; RNA polymerase II cis-regulatory region sequence-specific DNA binding. NCBI's taxonomy places the organism in Eukaryota, Metazoa, Chordata, Mammalia, Chiroptera, Vespertilionidae.
CCUCUUUAUUUUAUUGGGGUAUGCCUGGUAAUAAACAGUAAUAUUUAAUUUGUCGAAGACCACAAACCAACCUCGAGCUGGGAGGUACAUGCGACUCUUGACAGACGCUGGAAGAAGGUUUGACCUAAAAGGAAUAUCUUUUGGGGGCCUUUUUUCAAACUCGUCACUGAGCCCCCCACCCCAGUGAGGCGUCACGCCCGGCUUUUGCACCGGAUAGAAGAGGUGGGAUUUUUGGAGCGCAGGACCCCACGCGGUCACAGGGCCCCGGGCACACCAUGGCCGACGCAGAAGAGGGCUUUGGCCUGGCGCACACACCCCUGGAACCCGACUCCAAGGACCUACCCUGUGACCCAAAGCCGGAGAGCGCGCUGGGGGCCCCCAGCAAGUCCCCGGCAUCCCCGCAGGCCGCCUUCACCCAGCAGGGCAUGGAAGGGAUCAAGGUGUUUCUCCACGAAAGAGAGCUGUGGCUGAAAUUCCACGAGGUGGGCACGGAGAUGAUCAUCACCAAGGCCGGCAGACGGAUGUUCCCCAGUUACAAAGUGAAGGUGACUGGCCUCAAUCCCAAAACGAAGUACAUUCUCCUCAUGGACAUCGUCCCAGCUGACGACCACAGAUACAAGUUUGCGGAUAAUAAAUGGUCGGUGACGGGCAAAGCGGAGCCCGCCAUGCCGGGCCGCCUGUACGUGCACCCGGACUCGCCUGCCACCGGGGCGCAUUGGAUGCGGCAGCUGGUCUCCUUCCAGAAGCUCAAGCUCACCAACAACCACCUGGACCCCUUCGGGCAUAUUAUUCUAAAUUCCAUGCACAAAUACCAGCCCAGAUUACACAUCGUGAAAGCGGACGAAAAUAAUGGAUUUGGCUCAAAAAAUACUGCUUUCUGUACCCACGUCUUUCCUGAGACUGCGUUUAUCGCGGUGACUUCCUACCAGAAUCACAAGAUCACCCAGUUAAAGAUCGAGAACAAUCCCUUCGCCAAAGGCUUCCGGGGCAGCGACGACAUGGAACUGCACAGAAUGUCAAGAAUGCAAAGUAAAGAAUAUCCCGUGGUUCCCAGGAGCACAGUGAGACAGAAAGUGGCCUCCAACCACAGCCCUUUCAGCAGUGAGCCUCGAGCUCUCUCCACCUCAUCCAACCUGGGGUCCCAGUACCAGUGUGAGAAUGGUGUGUCCGGACCCUCCCAGGACCUCCUGCCCCCACCCAAUCCAUACCCCCUGCCCCCGGAGCACGGCCAGAUUUACCAUUGCACCAAAAGGAAAGCAGAUGAAGAAUGCUCCACCGCAGACCAUCCCUACAAGAAGCCCUACAUGGAGACAUCGCCCAGCGAAGAAGACCCGUUCUAUCGCCCCAGCUACCCCCAACAGCAGGGCCUGAGUGCCUCCUACAGGACAGAGUCAGCCCAGCGGCAGGCCUGCAUGUAUGCCAGCUCUGCGCCGCCCAGUGAGCCUGUGCCCAGCCUGGAGGACAUCAGCUGCAACACGUGGCCCAGCAUGCCUUCCUACAGCAGCUGCACGGUCACCACCGUGCAGCCCAUGGACAGGCUACCCUACCAACACUUCUCGGCUCACUUCACUUCGGGGCCUCUGGUCCCCCGGCUGGCUGGCAUCGCCAACCACGGCUCCCCCCAGCUCGGGGAGGGGAUGUUCCAGCACCAGACCUCCGUGGCCCACCAGCCUGUGGUCAGGCAGUGUGGGCCUCAGACUGGCCUGCAGUCCCCUGGCGGCCUGCAACCAUCUGAGUUCCUCUACUCCCAUGGCGUGCCAAGGACCCUGUCCCCACACCAGUACCACUCGGUGCAUGGGGUUGGCAUGGUGCCAGAGUGGAGCGAGAAUAGCUAAAGCGAGGCCUGCUUCCUAAUAGACAUUUGCUAGAGAGAGAGGAGAGAGAGAGAGAGGAGAGAGAGCAGGAGAGAGACAAUAGAGAGAGAGAGAGCAGGAGAGAGAUGGUAGCCAAGAGAACCCCACGGACAAGGUUUUUCAUUUCACCCCACAUUUAUGCCUGCGCUUGAGACCCCCCUCCCCCAGACUCUGAUCUAAUCAGUAGCCUGAAAUCACAGUUCAAAAAAUGUGACUUUGUCAUUUCGUCCCAAAACUUA